Molecule: messenger RNA, 1467 nt
Organism: Pieris macdunnoughi
Lineage: Eukaryota; Metazoa; Arthropoda; Insecta; Lepidoptera; Pieridae
Source: the annotation of a GenBank genome assembly
AUGGCUAAAGUGGAAAUUAAAUACACCAAGUUGUUCAUCAACAACGAAUUUGUGGAUGCUGUUAGCAAAAAGACUUUCCCCACCAUCAACCCCCAAGAUGAAUCUGUCAUCAUACAAGUCGCUGAAGGAGACAAGGCUGACGUAGACCUCGCUGUAGACGCAGCCGUUAAGGCCUUCCACCGCUACUCAGAAUGGCGUACCAUGGAUGCCUCUCAGAGGGGAAGACUCCUCAACAAAUUGGCCGACCUUAUGGAGAGAGACGCCAAAUACUUGUCAGAACUUGAAACUUUAGAUAAUGGAAAACCCGUCGCUCAAGCUCACGGUGAAGUUAUCUGGGCAUCUCAUGUGGUCAGAUACUACGCUGGUAAAGCAGACAAGAUAUUAGGAAACACCAUUCCAGCUGAUGGAGAGGUCAUCUCCAUGACUUUGAAGGAACCAGUUGGUGUUUGUGGACAAGUUCUUCCCUGGAACUACCCCAUUCCUAUGUUCGUAUGGAAAAUCGCACCUGCUUUAGCUGCUGGCUGCACCGUGAUCGUAAAGCCAGCAGAACAAACACCUCUUACGGCACUUGCAAUGGCUGCGCUUGUAAAGGAGGCUGGUAUUCCUGCUGGAGUUGUAAAUGUUAUUACCGGUUAUGGCCCGACCGCUGGAUCUGCCCUCACCAACCACCCGCGUGUAGACAAGAUGGCUUUUACUGGAUCGACAGAGGUCGGUCGGAUCAUCAUGAAAGGUGCCGCUGCUGUCAACCUUAAGAGAGUCACUCUUGAGCUUGGUGGAAAGAGUCCUCUUGUUAUUUUCAAUGACGCUGAUGUGGAAAAAGCUGCAGAGAUUGCCCAUCGGGCUGCAUUCGCCAACGCAGGUCAAUGCUGCGUAGCUGGUACAAGGACCUAUGUUCAAUCUGGAAUCUACGACAAAUUCGUUGCUAAAGCAGCUGAAAUCGCUAAGAAGAGGACUGUAGGGAACCCUUACGGAAAUGUUCAACAGGGACCACAGAUCGAUACGGAGAUGUUCACCAAAGUGAUGGGUUACAUAGAGGCUGGUAAAAAGGAAGGUGCUCGUUGUGUGGCUGGAGGCGGACGCCACGGCAACGUCGGUUUCUUCGUUCAACCCACUGUCUUUGCUGACGUCACUGACAACAUGAAGAUAGCCAGGGAAGAGAUCUUCGGGCCAGUCCAGAGCAUUCUUAAAUUCGAGACCUUUGAGGAAGUGGUAGAUCGUGCUAAUGACUCCAACUAUGGCUUGGGCGCUGGUGUCGUCACCAACGACGUCACUACCGCUCUAGCAUUCGCCAAGUAUGUACGUGCCGGAAGUGUUUGGGUAAACACAUACGAGCAUGUCGCUGUCCAGACUCCGUUCGGUGGUUUCAGGGAGUCCGGUAUUGGUCGCGAAUUGGGUGAAGACGGUAUCCUGCAGUACUUAGAAAACAAGACAGUUACAAUCAGUCUACCAAAGAAACCAGUGGUCUAA